AGAAUAAAUAAACAUUCCCCUUGGUCGCGACUCACGUGUGAAAAUAAUUUCAAAAACAUUUCUAGCAAAGAUUAAAUUACUUAUUAGAAUAUAUGGUUGUAGCCAAUCUAUUGAUGUGUUCCGAAAAGGAAUAAAUGUUCUUUCAAAAUUCAUUGAAUCUCUAGACAUUUUCCAAUGAUUUGAGCUUUGAGCUGAAAAAAACAAAGACAUUAAUCUUAAAAAAAAUGAAAGGCCAGGAUAAUCAAAUAGUUCGUAAAAAAAUCCAAAAGAUCACUUUCGGACUCAUGUCAAGCGAUGAAAUCCGCAAAGCCAGUGUUGUGCAGGUUACGACGCCGCUGUCUUUUGAUAAAUUUGGAGCUCCACUUCCAGGGGGUCUCUACGACGUCUUGAUGGGCCCUUCCUAUGAGAGAGAUUCUCACUGUGGAACAUGCGGGUUGAAUUCGUUUCGCUGCAAUGGCCACAUGGGGCACAUUGAACUCCCUGUUCCUAUGGUGAACCCUUUCCUCAGGAGGCAACUCAGCAAUGUCCUGAACAUAUCAUGCGUCAAGUGCCACCACGCUAGGAUUCCAGACUUUGCAAAAUAUCUCUUCAUGGCACGGAUCCAGCUGUUGGACAUGGGCCUCAGCACGUCAGCCAUGAGUGUAGAAAUGGAGCUGAACAACAGGCCCGCUGACAUGACAGACAACUAUUUUGGCGAGUGGGCAAAGGAGCAGUUCGACAACUUCAUUAAAAAGAUGGCCAAAGAGGGUGAGCCAGAAAAGCCACCUCUGACCCAAACCUAUGAGGCUUUGCGCCGCAUGUUCACUGAUGCGUGCUUCCGCUCUCUUCCCUCUGGCAAGAAGUGUGCCAAGUGCAAGCAGCCGAUCAAGAGAUACACUUUGUACCAGUGCAAAUUUUUAGUACCGCAAAGCAAAGUCGAAGUAGCUGAUAAAUUCGCAGAAGGUCAAACGUCUCAGCAGUCCACACCAAAGCCAGCUGUUCACACUAAGAGAGGAAGAGGAGCAGCGAAGGGAGCUACUGUCACCAUCAGGGCUGAUGAGCUUCGAGACAACAUGCGAUCGAUCUGGCUCAACGAGCAGGAAUUCCUCGAAACACUGUUUCCAGUCCUCAAAAGAAACGACAUGCAGUUUCCAACAGACUUGUUCUUCUUGGAAGUGCUCCCUGUCAUCCCACCUAAUUGCAGGCCUGUCAACAAAUCAGCCAGAGGAGUUAUUGAACACCCUCAAUCGUUCACUCUCAAAGUUGUGAUGCAAAAUGUGAUUGUGGUUCAGAACCUCCUGAAAAGCAUGAAGGAGGGUGAUUCGCAGUUGACGGAAGAAGCAAAGCUCCUCAUCACAAAACUUAAAGGAUCAACUCCUGAAGAAAAAUUGGGUCUUAUCUGUGACGAGAUGCAGUCAGAUGUCGACCACAUCCUUGACAAAGACACAAACAAGCUGACCAGUGGAGACCGAUGCUUUGGUGUGAAGCAGGUGGUCGAAAAGAAGGCUGGACUUUUCCGAAUGCACAUGAUGGGAAAACGAGUCAAUUUUGCCGCUCGAACUGUCAUCACUCCUGAUCCGAAUUUGAAUGUCGACGAAAUCGGAAUUCCAGAGGCUUUUGCCUUGAAGCUUACGUUUCCAACUCCCGUUACUCCUUGGAACGUUGAUGAAAUGAGGAAGCUAGUUCUCAAUGGCCCAUACAAGCAUCCUGGAGCUGUUUUGAUUGAAAAUGAGAAUGGGACGAUCAGUAACUUACGUGAGGAAUCACAGAGGGCUGCUUGGGCCAAGAGACUGCUGGCACCUUCAGAAUUCAAUUUCAAAGGGCCAAAAAUUGUUCACCGGCACCUUCAAAACGGAGAUGUUCUGCUUUUGAAUCGUCAACCCACUCUUCACAGACCCUCCAUCAUGGCCCACAAAGCCAGGAUUCUGAAACGAGAGAAGACUAUGCGACUUCACUAUGCAAACUGCAGUUCCUAUAACGCUGAUUUUGACGGUGACGAAAUGAAUGCCCACUUUCCCCAAAACCACGUUGCUAGAAGUGAAGCUGUAAACCUUGUGAAUGUAUGCCAGAAUUACUUGGUGCCCAAGAAUGGCACACCUCUCAGUGGCCUGAUUCAAGAUCACGUCAUCUCUGGUGUUCGACUUUCGAUCCGAGGGAAAUUUUUGAACAGAGAAAAUUACCAGCACUAUGUUUACCAAGGACUCUCUGGCAUACCCGGGAAAAUCAAGCUGUUGCCACCUGCCAUCCUGAAGCCGAAAGUUCUUUGGACGGGCAAACAGGUUAUUUCAACAGUCUUGCUGAAUGUCUUGCCAAAAAACAAACCUCCUUUGAGCCUCGAGUCUUCCGCUAAAAUUGGUGCAAAGGCUUGGGAGAAGCUUCCUCCGAGAGAAUGGAUUUGUGGAGGGACCCCCUUCAAGAAUCCCAAUGAAAUGACAGAGGCUGAGGUGAUCAUCAGACAUGGAGAGCUUCUUUGUGGGGUUCUCGACAAAAAGCAUUACGGAGCAACUCCUUUUGGUCUAGUUCAUUGCGUUUUUGAACUUUAUGGUGGCAAAUACUCUGCUCUGCUUUUAAGUGCACUGGCCAAGCUCUUCACUAAUUAUCUACAAAACGAUGGCUUCACUUUGGGUGUUGCUGACAUUCUGGUUUUGAGAAAGGCUGACAAAAAGAGAUCCAAAGCAAUCAAUGAAUCAAGAAUGAUUGGAGAUCAGGUCGUAGCAGAGGCAUUGGAGUGCCCGCUGGACACUCCGACUGAGAAGUUGCAGCAAGAAAUGAAAAAGUUGUUCAGUGAAGAUGUCAACAAGUACAGGACCAUCAUGGACAGAAAAUACAAGCAGUUGCUUGACAAAUACACCAACGAAAUCAACAAAGUUUGUCUUCCAACUGGAUUGAUCAACAAGUUUCCUCAAAACAACCUCCAGCUAAUGGUCCAGUCAGGUGCCAAAGGUUCCACUGUGAAUACUAUGCAGAUUUCCUGCCUGUUGGGUCAAAUUGAAUUGGAAGGCAAGAGACCGCCACUGAUGGUCUCGGGCAAGUCUCUACCGUCGUUCCUACCUUUUGACACUUCCCCGAGAGCAGGAGGAUUCAUCGACGGACGUUUCAUGACUGGAAUUCAGCCUCAAGAAUUUUUCUUCCAUUGCAUGGCUGGUCGAGAAGGUUUGAUUGAUACAGCUGUGAAGACAAGUCGUAGUGGUUAUCUACAAAGAUGCUUGAUCAAGCAUUUAGAAGGCCUCUCUGUAGCCUAUGAUCAGACUGUCAGAGAUUGUGAUGGAAGUGUGAUUCAGUUUUACUAUGGUGAGGAUGGAAUGGAUGUUUGCAAAGCUCAAUUCCUGGACGCCAGUCAAAUUCAUGUCCUUCUUAACAAUUCCGACAUUGUUUUGGACAGUAAUAUUGUGGACGUUUUGAAACAUACUGAGAAUUGUGAACUUGUUGCCAGUGCAAAGAAAGAGCUGAGGAAGUGGAAAAACAAGCAUCCCGAACACAAAAAAACAACUCCUUUCCUAGAGUUUUCAAAGCAGUUGUCUCUUGAUGACGUUGACGUUAGAAUUGUGCAGAGCCAUGGGCGAACCAACACGUCUUUAGGUGCUGUUGAAGCUUGGAGAAUGCUAGAUGAUAAAACGAAAAGAAAAUUUUCAAAGAGCAGCAGAAAUUGUCCUGAUCCGAUAUCUUCUAGAUUCAAUCUCAAUCGUGACUUUGGUUCCAUCACCGAAAAAUUGGAGAAAAACGUGGAAAAUCACAUUUCAAAGCAACACCUUGAUGAAGAUGAAAGUGCAAAGCUCGCCACCUUAAUUGCACAGAGAAGUAUGACUUCGCAGGCUCCCCCAGGUGAACCGGUUGGAAUUUUGGCAGCCCAGUCUAUUGGAGAACCAUCCACUCAGAUGACACUGAACACAUUCCACUUUGCUGGAAGAGGUGACAUGAACGUCACCCUAGGUAUUCCUCGACUUCGAGAACUACUCAUGAUGGCGUCCAAGAAUCAGAAAACACCAGCCAUGGACAUACCCUUCUUGCCGCACAUAUCAGAGAGAAAGGCGGAAAAGUUCAAGCUGCGUUUUACCAAAGUUACGGUCGCGGAUGUUUUGGAAAAGAUCGAAGUCCACGAAAAAAUGGACCUCCGCAGUGGAGACCGAAUGAACCUGUACAAGAUGCACUUCAAAUUCCUCCCAGAAGCGGCCUACAAAAAUAGAUUCCCUCUAACUCCUGAAAAGGUUUUGCAAUACAUGGAGGGAACCUUCUUCAAAUUCCUGGAGUUCACCAUGAGAAAGGCAAUGAAGUGCAAGCUUGAUGCUGUGCUCACCAAAGCUGAGCGAGAAGCAAGAAUGGGAGCUGGAAACGACGAGGAUGACGAUGAUGAAAAGCAAGGUGUUGCAAAGCCUCUUAAUGUUGGAAACACAGAUGACCAUUUGAGUUCGGACGAAGAGGCAGAAGGCGACGACGACGACGCCACCACGUCCCGCAUGAAAUCCAAGCACACUGAAGAUAGGGAUUAUGAAGAUCCAGAGGAAGAGGAGGAAGAGAAAGAGAGUGACCAUGAAAAUGAUGACGAGGUUGAUGAUGAGAUCCGGGAGGCUAUUCCCGAACUGAAUAAGUCAACCACUGCUGCAGACCAAGAGGCCAGUUUCUUUGACGCAAUGCAUGAUGAUGACGACACUCAUAGUAGUGAUCGAGCCUUGGCUGUCAAGCAGAAAUCCGUUUUUCUCCUGCAAUAUAGAUAUGACGCUCAGGAGGAGUUGUGGUGUGAAGCUGUGCUGGGGGUACCACUGAAAUACAAAAAGGUAGACAUGUCCACUCUUUUGAAGGAGGUUGCACACAAAGCAGUCAUUUGGCAAGUGCCGUCAAUAAACAAGGCGUUUAUUUACAAGAAUUCCAAGGAUGAGAUGAUGCUGAAAGUUGACGGAAUGAACAUAAAAGAAAUGUUCAAAUAUCACAAGAUCCUCGACAUCAGUAGGAUGUACGUCAACGACAUUCACGCCUUCGCACAAGUUUACGGCAUCGAAGCGGCCAGUCGGAUUUUAGUGAAAGAAGUGCAGAAUGUGUUUGGAGUUUACGGGAUCACUGUCGAUCCACGCCAUUUGCUUCUAAUCGCAGACUACAUGACCUUCGACGGCACCUACAGAGCGCUCAACAGAGGUGGAAUUGGAGCUCAUUCUUCUCCAUUUCAGCAGAUGACCUUCGAGUCAUCGCUCACCUUCCUGCGAAGUGCAGUUCUGGAGGCAAAAACUGACAAUGUGAGGACACCUUCUGCAUGUUUGAUUGCCGGCCAGGCUAUCAAAGUUGGCACCGGCUGUUUUGAUUUGAAGAUGAAGCUUUCUUUGUAAUGCUCUGAGAGUUUUUAUAAAUGAUUUUGAAUCCACAGUUAAAAAGAGCUUUCUAUAUUAAUGCCUCACA
This is a messenger RNA of Neocloeon triangulifer, 5364 nucleotides long. It is a transcript of the gene RpI1, whose product is annotated as DNA-directed RNA polymerase I subunit RPA1. Bases 225 to 5294 code for a protein of 1689 amino acids. The transcript is spliced from 25 exons. Lineage: Eukaryota; Metazoa; Arthropoda; Insecta; Ephemeroptera; Baetidae. Gene Ontology annotation, biological process: DNA-templated transcription. Gene Ontology annotation, molecular function: DNA binding; DNA-directed RNA polymerase activity. The record is from RefSeq and is a predicted model, not a curated record. Gene Ontology annotation, cellular component: RNA polymerase I complex.